AUGACUUUGGUGGCCAAAAGUCGCUCAGCUUCUUUCCAGUUCUUCUCCUUUCUCCUUCAUCUCCCUUCAGUGGAAAUCCACCGCAGCUGCUCUUCACUCUCCACCAACCUCCUUCAUGAUCCAAAUGACGACGCAAAACACUCAAAUGACGCCGAAUUAAUAUCAAAGAUCCUUGUCCACCACCACAAUCCCUUCCACUCCAUGGAGUCUUCUCUGCAGCUCCACGGCAUCACUCUCUCUCCUCAGCUCCUCAACCACACCCUCCUGCGCCUCAUCCACAAUUCCAAAAUUGCCCUCGCCUUCUUCAACUAUGCCAAGUCCCUCCCCGACCCUCCUCUCUCCACCACCUCCUUCAACCUCCUCAUUGACAUCCUCGCCAAGGUCCGCCAGUAUGACGUCGCUUGGCAGCUCAUCCUCGAAAUGGACAACUUCAACCUCACCCCCACCGCCUCCACAUUUCUCAUCCUCAUUCGGCGGUUGAUCUCCUCCGGCCUCACCCGCCAAGCCGUUCGGGCCUUUGAGGACAUGGAAACCUUCGUCCAAACCAAACCCAGUAGCCAAGAUUUUUGCUGUUUGCUUGAUACCCUUUCCAAAUAUGGCCACAUUAAGGUUGCAGCUGAAGUUUUUAACAAAAAGAAGCAUGGGUUUGUGCCUGACGUCAAAAUGUACACUGUUUUGGUCUAUGGGUGGUGUAAGAUUGGUCGUUUUGAUAUGGCGGAGAGAUUCUUGAGGGAUAUGAUUGAGCGCGGUAUUGAGCCCAAUGUUGUAACUUACAAUGUCUUCUUGAAUGGUAUUUGUAGGCGUGCAAGUUUGCACCCUGAGGAAAGGUUUGAGAGGACGAUAAGGAAUGCAGAGAAGGUGUUUAAGGAAAUGUGGGAGAGAGGGAUUGAGCCUGAUGUCACUAGUUUUUCAAUCGUGCUUCAUGUUUAUAGUCGGGCACAUAAGCCUGAGUUGUCACUUGAAAAGCUGAAGCUGAUGAGAGAGAGAGGGAUUUGCCCCACUGUGGAAACUUAUACUUCAGUUGUAAAGUGUCUUUGCUCAUGCGGGAGACUUGAGGAUGCAGAGGAAUUGCUUGGUGAGAUGGUGAGGAGUGGGGUUAGUCCAUGUGCAGCGACGUACAAUUGUUUCUUCAAAGAGUACAGGGGGAGAAAGGACAGCGAGGGUGCUUUGAAGCUGUACAGGAAGAUGAAGGAGGAGGGUUUGUGCGUGCCCAGUAUGCACACUUAUAACAUACUGGUGGGAAUGCUUUUGGAAUUGAAUCGUAUGGAGAUUGUGAGAGAGAUAUGGAAUGAUAUGAAAGAGAGUGGGGUAGGACCUGAUUUGGAUUCGUACACCAUGUUGAUUCAUGGGUUAUGUGGGAAACAAAAGUGGAGAGAGGCUUGCCAGUUGUUUGUAGAGAUGAUAGAGAAGGGGCUUCUCCCUCAGAAGAUUACUUUUGAGACACUUUACAAAGGGCUAAUACAAUCUGAUAUGUUGAGAACUUGGAGAAGAUUGAAAAAGAAGCUUGAUGAAGAGUCUAUUUCAUUUGGAUCAGAGUUUCAAAAUUAUCACCUUAAGCCAUAUAGGAGAUGA
Prunus armeniaca (apricot) is the source of this 1572-nucleotide messenger RNA. NCBI's taxonomy places the organism in Eukaryota, Viridiplantae, Streptophyta, Magnoliopsida, Rosales, Rosaceae. The record is from the annotation of a GenBank genome assembly.